AUGGCUGCUCGCAGGUUGGCGCAAGUUACGGCGGCUGUUACGCUGCUCCUCGCGCUUUCUGCGCUAGCACCCGCCUCCGCGUCGUUCUGCGCCGACUAUCUUGAUGCCUUCAAAUGCCCCAAGCUCGCGUCCUUCGACACCGUUGACAUCUCGGCUUACACGGGUCGGUGGUACGAGGUGGCGUUGACGGCGCGGUUCCACUACGAGAGGGAGGUGGGGCUCACGUGCACCACGGCGGAUUACACACCCAACGGGCAGGUCAACGGGCAGAAGCGAAUCAAGGUGCUCAAUCGUGGCAAGCGCAGCAUUGCCUUCGCGCGGCAAGCACAGGUUCUACUGUCCUCGAUGAACGCCGGCCGCAUAGCCACCAACCUCGGGAUUGUCUGCCGAGUCGCAUACAACGCAGCCAAGGCGAGCGCGCAGGCGCAGGCCCUCCUCGCCGCCAACGCCUCUGCGGACGCCGCCACAACCAGUGUCGGCACAACCUCAGGCCCGCUCGCGGCAGCCAAUGAGCUUGCGGCAUCUCUCGCCUCGGUGUCGUCUGACGCGGAAAUUAUUGACAACGCCGCGAGGGAUUUCCAGACGGCGAUGAGUGUGAUGAAUGAGCGGCCGAAUCCCAAGGAAUACAGCAGCGCCAAGGGCAAGAUGCUCAAGUCCAUCUCCAACAUCCAGGGCGCUGCUGGGCGGAUCUUUCAGGCGGGGUUCACUGGGAGGACUGCAGCGAAGCAGCUCAGCGGAGUGCUGCAGUCCUUGGGCGGACAGGAUGCCAAGACUGCUGCCAAUGGGGGCGGCUUUCCUCGCGCCAAGGCCAUCCAGAGCAAGAGCAAUGUGAGCACUGCUGCCAUCUUUCCAUCUCCUCAACUGAAAGGAAAGUGGUACGAGAUUGGUGCGACGGCGCUGGGCAAGUUCCAGAGCAAGGGCGAGCUGGGUAUCGCGUCCAUAACCUACACCUACAGCACCGCUAAGAAGGGAAAGUCCCGCGGCGCUCUCAGCUUGACGCGCCAGGGCGUGGUGGCGGUGAUGCCGAUGCGCCGCAGCCAGGUCGCCGCGAUCUCCGCCGCCACCACCGUUCUCGCGCAGCAGCUGCGCGCCGUGUGCGGCACGGUGUCGUCGGUGCGCACGAAGCAGCAGCUGAGCACGUCGUACCUCACGCUCGGUUCCGAAGAGCUCCCGGUCGACGUGAAGCAGUCCGUGUCGUACGGCCUCGGGAGUAUCGAGGGCGCGGUGGCUGACGUGUCGCGGCGCGCAGAGACGCUCUGGGCGGAGCUGGACGACGUACAGCGCGCUAACGCGCAGUUGAACCAGCGCGACUCCUUCGCGCUGGUGACGCGGAUGAAGAGCGCGUUGCGGAGCGCGUCAAGCGCGAUUCAGGGGGCGGCGAAGGGGAUCGAUGCGAAGCGGAACGAGAUGUUUUCUAUCGCUGCCAUGAAUCGCGUGAUUGUAGGCGGCGUGACUGCAGCGCAGGGCAGCGCCAAGGGGAAGGAAGCAAUCUCCCUGGCUAUGGCGAACGUGAUGACGGAGUGUCAAAACGGCAGCACCUUCUCGCAGCGCGUGGCGGCGCUGGCCUCCGCCACGCGCUCUCUGUCGCCCCUCGUGUCGAGCCUCUUCAGCAGCCCCAGCCCUGCGAUCUACACCACACUCCACGCCAGGCUUGUCAUCAGAUCAAGAUGGUCAGGUCACUUACCUUACUACUAUGGCGGUGGGUGCGCGUGUGCGGCGAUGGUGCAGAGGAACGUGAAGGUAGCCGUGGCGGUGGACGGCAGCGACAACAGCAUGCACGUGCUUCGGGAGGCGGUGCGGCUCUUCGCGCGCACGGCUAAGGAGUUCCACAUCAUGCACGCGCACAAGUCGCCUAAUGAGUUCUGCACGGACUCACUGUUCUCAUGGCAGGAGUACCACCAGCGCAUGGAGCACGAGCGGCACGCCAAGGCCCAGCAGCUGCUGCAGAAGUGUGCUGCGGUGGUGAAGGAAGAGGGCAGGAAGCGGGGAAUGGACGAGGGUGUGGCGGUGAGUGGCGUGGAUCUCAAGGGCGACCCUCGGGAUGUGCUGGCCAGUCACGUGCAGAGCGUUGACGCGGAUCUCAUGGUCAUGGGGACGCGUGGCAUGAGCCUGCUCAAACGCAUGGCCCUCGGGAGUGUGAGCUCGCACUGUGUGCACCAUGCUCCUGGUCCAGUGCUGGUGGUUCCAUUGAAAGCAGAUGCUGCUCACGAGUCAGUAUCAGCACCCAAAGCAAGUGCCACCCAAGCUGGAACAUCCGAGAUGGAGACGCAUGCAUUGUCAGCUGUAGGAGGUGCUUGA
Messenger RNA from Closterium sp. Naga37s-1, 2298 nucleotides. NCBI's taxonomy places the organism in Eukaryota, Viridiplantae, Streptophyta, Zygnematophyceae, Desmidiales, Closteriaceae. The record is from the annotation of a GenBank genome assembly.